Messenger RNA from Drosophila ficusphila, 1583 nucleotides. Its product is annotated as chymotrypsin inhibitor-like. NCBI's taxonomy places the organism in Eukaryota, Metazoa, Arthropoda, Insecta, Diptera, Drosophilidae. The coding region runs from base 3 to 218 and encodes 71 amino acids. The record is from RefSeq and is a predicted model, not a curated record. The transcript has a single exon. Gene Ontology annotation, molecular function: protein binding.
GUAUGAAGUGGCUGUUUUUGGUGGCUCUUUUGGGCCUUUUAGUUGCACUUUUUGGUGGAUCCGCAGAGGCUACAUAUUGUCCAUGCAACCUCAUGAAGGCGGAAGUGUGUGGCACCAAUGGGAUCACCUACAAAAAUCGAUGUCUUUUUGAGUGCACACAGCGAAUGUACAGGAAACUCGGAAGAACUCUUAACAUCCGCAAACAGGGCUCUUGCUAAAAUAUGUUUUGUUGUUUCUGACUAAGAAAAUACUUUUAAUGUGACUAAAAGUAACCAAAGUGAUUGCCCAAUAAAAUUAUCAGCAACUGUUUUUUCUUGUUUCUUCAAAACACAUUUGCAGUUGUCUAAAUUGAAGAUUGUUGUUUGAGUGUAAACAAGGUUAAUUGUGCUAAUUGUACUGUUCUGUUCAUUCGGCAUUCUUGAAGAAUGAAUUAUUAUGUAAACGGUUGAGAUUUUUAAAGCUUGGUUAACCUUUGAGCAUUUGUAGCACUCGAUGAUUUAUAUACAUUAUUUGAAAACAUAUUAUAGUAUUAUUGCAAUGGCUUUUUCAUUUACUUUUUAAAUCAAAUUGACUUAGUUAAUUACUGAAAGUGUGUUAUGUAAGUCGUACUUAGAAAAAGCUUUCUGUUCUGAUUAAAAAUCUGUUUCUCGACGAGGCGCAUCGAAGUGUAUUAUGUGCAAAUAACGCCAUUCAAUGCUAAUUAAAAGCUGUGCCAACUGCGUCAUCCUCACAGUAAAUCAAUUUCUGGCUUUCGGGCGGAGCUCGUUUCAUUGACACUUCGGGAGGGACUGUAACUCGAAGGCGAUUUCGGCAGCGUUUAAACAGUCUCCUCACGCACAUCAAUCAAAUUUAUGCAUAAUUAAUCGUUGCCAGCAGCGAUUCGCUUUCCUCGUGGAUUUGCCGAUGGUUCGACCGUGAUUUAUUAACUCUGUGCAGCGACUUGACUAAUUGAAUCCCGAUACGUGCCACACAAACUUCGCAAUCGGGUGCAGACAAAGCCCCUUGUUCCGACCCGGCUAAUUCAGUAGGCCAAGUAAUAACAAGACCAGCAGCAAGUCUAAUAAAGCCAAUGGCUAACAUUUAUGGGAUCAGAACAACGAGCUACCGUUUGUUUUUAUGACAGGAAGCUGACAGCUGCAGCCCAGAAUUUGCACGCCUGAGCGUUAUUAAAAAGAUAAUAAUGAACGGGUUGAAUCACGACACUAAAUGAGGUUUAUCUUGGGGGAGGGAAGAGGAGUUCGAGCAGACUUAUCCGAAUCAGAGAUUACUUCAUCCCAUGAGACAAACAAGAUGUGUCAUGACAAACAACAUAGAUUUUUGGUUUUGAUAAGAAAUUUAGUAAGAAGAAAAAAAUAAGUGUCAUAAAAAGAAAAUUAUAAGGGGCUAAAUCAUUAUAGUAUAAUCUAAGCUAAACAAUUUCAAAACAUAAUUUUAGAACGAAGUACAAAAAAUAAAUUGAAUUUUUUAUAAACAAGUUAAUAGGUUUUGUUUUUAUAAACUAAAACUUAUGGAUAUUAAUUUUAAAAACAAUAUUGUUGACUUCAUGUUUGCUUAUCCGCUUCAAUAAAAAAGUCUUUUAUAAA